UUCUUCUUAUUGAGCAAAAACUUUGAAUUUCGACGAGAUGAUUUCUGCUUCGAUUCGGGUUACGAUAUACCGCAAAUCAGUUUGGGACGCUGCCAUUCUCAGGGUGGAAAUCAACAUUUUGAAUACAAUGAUGAUAACGAAAUUAAGCAGAACAGCAAUUGCAUGACAAUCAGUGAGGAUGGAAAGAAGAUAACCAUGGAGAAAUGCACCGGAUCUGAGUAUCAGAAGUGGGUGAUGAGUCGAAAACCCUUCGUUCCACAGAAGAAUGGGGCUGCGCGAUGA
Rodentolepis nana is the source of this 282-nucleotide messenger RNA. The record is from the annotation of a GenBank genome assembly. Lineage: Eukaryota; Metazoa; Platyhelminthes; Cestoda; Cyclophyllidea; Hymenolepididae.